Messenger RNA from Sarcophilus harrisii (Tasmanian devil), 7513 nucleotides. RefSeq names its product dysferlin (gene DYSF). The record is from RefSeq and is a predicted model, not a curated record. NCBI's taxonomy places the organism in Eukaryota, Metazoa, Chordata, Mammalia, Dasyuromorphia, Dasyuridae. Gene Ontology annotation, molecular function: calcium-dependent phospholipid binding; calcium ion binding. Gene Ontology annotation, biological process: plasma membrane repair; macrophage activation involved in immune response; T-tubule organization. Gene Ontology annotation, cellular component: T-tubule; cytoplasmic vesicle; membrane.
CCGCCUUUAAGCCCCGGCCGCUGCUUUGCGCGGUGACGGCGCAGGACCGGGCGCGGGACGCAAAGUCCCCGGGGAGAACUUGGCCGCGAGCCCCGGCGCUCGGGCCGGCCCACGCCCGCGAGCCUGGGGAAUGACUGGCGAGGGCAGGGGCCGGACCCGGCUCCCUGCUGACUCAGCGCGCCCCGGCUUCCCAGCCCCGGCCGGGCCGCGCACGGCCCUUAAAAGGAGUCGGGCUCCCUCUCGGGGCGGUCGGGCAGCGGGGACCUGCCGGGAGCGAGAGAGCCGGGCCGCUCCUGCCCGGGAGCGCGGGGAGGCGCCGCGGACGUCCCCGGAGGGGCCGGGCCGGCGGGGCGGGGGCCGCGGGGGCUCCCACCGCCUCCUGCGCGCCCAGCGGCGCCGGCAGCAUGCUCCGGGUGUUCAUCCUCUACGCGGAGAACGCCCGCACCGGGGACAGCGACAUCACCGACGCCUACUGCUCCGUGGUCUUCCAAGGAGUGAAGAAGCGAACUAAGGUCGUCAAGAACAGUGUGAAUCCUGUGUGGAAUGAGGGAUUUGAGUGGGACUUAAAGGGCAUUCCCUUGGACCAUACCUCUGAGCUGCACGUGGUGGUCAAAGACCAUGAGAAGGUCGGAAGGAACAGGUUCCUGGGGGAAGCCCGAGUCCCCCUCCGGGAUGUCCUCACCAACCCAAAUCUGGCCGCCAGCUUCAACGCCCCCCUUCUGGACACCAAGAGGCAGCCGAUGGGAGCGUCCCUGGUGCUGCAGGCCUCCUACCUCCCUCCUCCUGGAGCUGCCCCCCUGUUCCCUCCCCCCGCCCCGGCGGACGCCUCUCCUUCCCUGCCUGAGAUGGACAUGAGUGCUGACACGGGGGGAGAGGAGGAUGUGGAAGACCAGGGACUCACAGGAGAGGAACGGCCCUCUCCGGACAAGAGUGCUCCCCCUGGACCCCCCCAAAAGAAGCUUCCCCCCACCCUUGGCGCACCAGGCCCUCAGAGGAAAGGGGCCCCGAAGCUGCUGUCCGACAAGCCUCAGGACUUCCAGAUCAGGGUCCAAGUGGUAGAGGGACGCCAAUUACCCGGGGUCAACAUCCGGCCGGUGGUCAAGGUCACGGCCGCUGGGCAGACCAAGAGAACAAGAAUCCGCAAAGGCAACAGCCCGGUCUUUGAUGAGACUCUUUUCUUCAAUGUCUUUGAUUCUCCAUUGGAGCUGUUUGAUGAACCCAUCUUUAUUACGGUCGUGGAUUCCCGUUCGCUCAGAACAGACGCUCUUAUUGGGGAGUUUCGGAUGGACAUUGGAUCCGUUUACGCAGAACCCAGACACGCCUAUCUCAGGAAGUGGCUGCUGCUUUCCGACCCUGAUGACUUCUCAGCAGGGGCCAAAGGCUACCUAAAAGUCAGCCUUUUUGUGCUGGGCCCGGGAGAUGAAGCCCCCUUGGAAAGGAAAGAGGCCGCAGAAGACAAGGAGGACAUCGAGGGAAACCUGCUGCGUCCCACCAGCGUGGCCCUGCGUGGGGCUCAUUUUUGCCUGAAGGUCUUCCGGGCUGAGGAUCUGCCCCAGAUGGAUGAUGCGGUGAUGGACAGCGUGAAGCAGAUCUUUGGCUUUGAAAGCAACAAGAAGAACCUGGUCGACCCCUUCGUGGAAGUCAGCUUUGCGGGCAGGAUGCUCUGCAGUAAAAUUUUGGAGAAGACGGCUUACCCUCAGUGGAACCAAAACAUCACGCUGCCGGCCAUGUUUCCCUCAAUGUGUGACAAGAUGAGGAUUCGGGUCAUGGACUGGGACCGUCUGACACACAAUGACAUCGUGGGCACCACUUACCUGUGUAUGUCGAAAAUAUCCGCAUCUGGAGGAGAAAUAGAAGAGGAGCCGCCCGGUGUGGCCAGCCCUUACCGUGCCUCCGACCUUGACGACGGGCUGGGUUUCCUCCCCACCUUUGGACCUUGCUACGUCAACCUUUAUGGCAGUCCCAGAGAAUUCACUGGCUUUCCUGACCCCUAUGAGGAGCUCAAUCUAGGCAAGGGAGAAGGCGUGGCCUAUCGGGGCCGGCUGCUGGUGUCCCUGGAGACCAAGCUGGUGGAGCACACGGAGCAGCGGGUGGACGACAUUCAUGGCGACGACAUCCUGCGGGUGGAGGUACCAGCAGUGGGAUCGGGACAAGGGGCCGCCGCCGGACCUCUCUGGGCAUCGGUCUGCUCUGCCAACCGGGAGCUCUCAGUGUGGGCGCGCCCCCUCCGGGGCGGGGGCGGAGCAGCCACGCCCCGGGGGGCGGGGCCCGGGGCCCCUCCCAGAGAGAGCCGCUCGCCCCUGGGAACUACCUCCCGGGCGCAAGUGCCGCUGUUGCCCCCUUCUCCGGCCACCCAUGCGCAGGGCCGUGGGCGGCCCAUCCAGUUCGGGGUCCAGCCCGGGAACUACGGGAACAAGAAACCACCGACCUGCCUGCCGCUGGCCUCCACCACCCAGUACAGCCGCGCCGUCUUCGACGGGUGUCACUACUACCUGCCCCUGGGGCAGCGUGGAAAACCCGUGGUGGUGCUCUCCCUCGUGCUGGGAGGGACAUCAGCCACCGAGGCCGGCCUGAACCAGGUCCACGUGGCCCUCAAGGCUCACUUCCCCGCCGAAGAGCUCGACGGCUUGGUGGCGCAGGUGAUCGACAGCCUCAUCUCCGGGCCCACCCGUCAGCCUCUGGUGGACGUCAGGGAGAAGCCGGCAGCCACACACCUGGACCACUACCUGUACCGCCUGCGUACCAGCACCCUGAGCCAGCUGCCGGCCCCUGGAGCGGCCGCGGGGCCCCGGGGCCUGAUGGCCGCCCUGGAGCAGGCCGAGGACUGGCUGCUGCGCCUGCGGGCCCUGGCCGGGAGGCCCCAGAACAGCCUGCCCGACGUGGUGAUCUGGAUGCUGCAGGGGGACAAGCGUGUGGCCUACCACCGCCUGCCGGCCCACGAGAUCCUCUUCUCCAGGGGGGGGGCCCGGCGCUGCGGCAAGAACUGCGGGAAGCUGCAGACCAUCUUUCUGAAAUACCCGAUGGAGGGUGUGAAGGGCUCCAAGAUGCCGGCCCAGAUCCGCGUCCAGCUCUGGCUGGGUCUCUCGGUGGAUGAGAAGGAGCUAAACAAGUUCGCUGAGGGGAAGCUCUCUGUCUUUGCCGAAACCUAUGAGAACCAGACCAAGCUGGCCUUGAUGGGCACCUGGGGGACCAUGGGACUCACCUACCCCAAGUUCUCCGAUGUCACCAGCAAGAUCAAGCUGCCCAAAGACAGCUUCCGGCCCUCGGCGGGCUGGGACUGGGCUGGGGACUGGUUCGUGAGCCCCGAGAAAACGCUGCUGCACGAUGCGGACGCCGGCCACCUGAGCUUUGUGGAGGAGGUGUUUGAGAACCAAACCCGCCUGCCCGGAGGCCAGUGGAUCUACAUGAGCGACAACUACACAGAUGUGAAUGGAGAGAAGGUGCUUCCCAAGGACGAUAUCGUCUGCCCCGUGGGGUGGAAGUGGGAAGAUGAAGAAUGGUCUACGGAUCUCAACCGAGCUGUUGAUGAACUAGGCUGGGAGUACGGCCUCACCAUCCCGCCCGAGCGGAAGCCCAAGCACUGGGUUCCGGCCGAGAAGAUGUAUCACACCAGCCGACGGCGCCGCUGGGUCCGCCUGCGAAGGAGGGACCUCAGCCAGAUGGAGGCACUGAUAAAGCACCGGAAGGCAGAGUCCGAGGGGGAGGGAUGGGAAUACGCGUCUCUCUUUGGCUGGAAGUUCCACAUGGAGUACCGGAAGACGGACGCCUUCCGCCGUCGCCGAUGGCGCCGCCGCAUGGAGCCUCUGGAGAGGACGGGCGCGGCGGCCGUCUUUGCCCUGGAAGGGGCUCUGGGCGGCGUGGUGGAUGACAAGAGCGAAGACUCCAAGUCAAUCUCUACCUUGAGUUUCGGGGUCAACAGGCCCACGAUUUCCUGCAUCUUUGACUAUGGGAACCGCUACCAUCUCCGCUGCUACAUGUACCAGGCACGAGACCUGACCGCCAUGGACAAGGACAGUUUUUCCGACCCUUAUGCCAUAGUGUCCUUCCUCCAUCAAAGCCAGAAGACGGUGGUGGCAAAGAAUACGCUGAAUCCCACUUGGGACCAGACACUCAUCUUCUACGAAAUUGAGAUCUUUGGGGACCCCAAGACUGUUGCAGAGAACCCCCCUAGUAUUGUGGUGGAGUUGUAUGAUCAUGAUACUUAUGGCGCCGAUGAGUACCUAGGGCGCUGCAUCUGCCGACCGAGUCUGCAGCAGGCGCCGAGGCUGACGUGGUUCCCGAUUGUGAGGGGAGGCCGACCUGCUGGAGAGCUUCUUGCAGCCUUUGAACUCAUCCAGAGGGAGAAGCCGGCGAUUCACCAUAUCCCUGGUUUCGAGCCGAGUGAGAUCUCCAGCGUCGUGGACGAGCUGUGCGCACCUGCCCUCUUCCUCCAGGGCCUCAUCCAAACGGUACAUGCUCCCUCUGCCCUCCUCCCCUCCUCCUCAUCUUCCUCCUCCUUUUCCUCCUCCCCCUCCCCUGCUUCAGGGUUCACAGGUUCUGGGUGCAGCUUCUGUAAGGUGGGGCAGAUUUUAAAUGUGCUGCAGGGGGGGAGACCCUCGGGGUCGCCAAGCAAGGGAAUGCUGGGUUGUGGGAGAGGUCAGAGACGGGGACCGCACUGGGCGCUGGUGAGAGGAAGGGGCCCCCGAGGAUGGGCAGUGGGCAAGUUCACCAGGCCGGGCCGGUGGCGAGUUCCCAGGGCGCUUCAGGGGGAGCCUAGGAGCUGGAUUCCGGGUGUCCGAGAAAGACAAAAUCCGCCCCUGUGGGAGACACAAAAUGUUGCCCACGGCCCCCUGUCUCUCCUGUCCCCGCAGAUCCUGGCCUGGGGCCUCCGCAACCUCAAGAGCUUCCAGCUGGCCAGCAUCACGUCCCCGAGCCUGGUGGUAGAGUGCGGGGGGCAGGCGGUGCAGUCCUGCGUCAUCAAGAACAUCAGGAAGAACCCCAACUUCGACGUCAGCACCCUCUUCAUGGAUGUGGUGAGGGCCGGCCCCGCCCAUCCUCCUCCUCGCGGCCCGUCCCAUCCAUUCCUGGGAGUUUCUGGGACCCCUGCUGGGCGAGAGCCCCUCCAGACAUGGCCGUCGGCCCUGAUGGGGGAGGUGGGGGGGAGUGAUGGCAUCUGGGGGCUGGCCUUCCUUCCUCCCCUCCCUGCAGAUGAUGUCAGCAUGCUGACCCCCAGGGAGGAAGUGCUGAUCGACAUCGAUGACAAGGAGCCUCUCAUCCCCGUGCAGCUUGCGGACGGUAUGAUUGGCUCAGCCCCCACUAACUUGAAGUCUUCAUCUGGCGUCCAUGAGGAGGAGUUUGUUGAUUGGUGGAGUAAAUUCUACGCCUCAACGGGAGAGAACGAAAAAUGCAGAAUCUACCUGGAGAAGGGGUUCGACACCCUGCAGGUGUAUGAGACCGAGCUGGAGAACGUGGAAGGCUUUGAAGGUCUAUCCGAUUUUUGUAACACCUUCAAACUGUAUCGGGGGAAGACCCAGGAAGAGAUAGAGGACCCGUCUGUAAUCGGGGAGUUCAAGGGACUGUUCAAAAUCUACCCCCUCCCGGAUGACCCGGCUGUCCCCUUGCCCCCGAGGCAGUUUCACCAGCUGCCCGCCCAGGGACCCCAGGAGUGUCUCGUCCGUGUUUACAUCAUCCGAGCUUUUGGCCUGCAGCCCAAGGACCCCAACGGAAAGUGUGACCCUUACAUCAAGAUUUCCGUGGGGAAAAAAUCAGUGAAUGACCAGGAAAACUACGUUCCCUGCACUCUGGAACCUGUGUUUGGGAAGAUGUUCGAGCUGACCUGCACGCUGCCUCUGGAGAAGGACCUCAGGGUCAUGCUGUAUGACUAUGACCUCCUCUCUAAGGAUGAGAAGAUUGGGGAGACGGUCAUUGACUUGGAGAACCGGUUCCUGUCCAAGUUUGGGGCACGAUGUGGCCUCCCCCAGACCUACUGCAUCUCGGGCCCGAACCAGUGGCGAGACCAGCUGCGUCCCACUCAGCUCCUGCAUCUCUUCUGCCAGCAGAACAAGGCCAAAGCCCCUGUGUACCACCAGGACCGGGUGGUCUUCCAGGAUACCGAGGUCACCCUUGAGGACAUCGAGAAUGGCAAGGUGGCAAAUCCCCACUUGGGCCCGGUGGAGGAGCGGCUGGCGCUGGCGGUACUGAGGCAGCAGGGCCUGGUCCCGGAGCACGUGGAGAGCCGGUCCCUCUACAGCCCCCUGCAGCCGGACAUCGAGCAGGGGAAGCUACAAAUGUGGAUUGACUUAUUCCCAAAGGCCCUUGGGACGCCCGGACCUCCCUUCAAAAUUACUCCUCGCAAAGCCAAGAGGUUUCUCCUGCGAUGUAUCAUUUGGAACACCAAAGAUGUCAUCUUGGAUGACGUCAGCAUCACCGGGGAGAAGAUGAGUGAUAUCUAUGUCAAAGGUUGGAUGCUUGGCUUUGAGGAGCACAAGCAAAAGACAGAUGUUCACUAUCGCUCGCUGGGAGGAGAGGGCAACUUUAACUGGCGCUUCAUCUUCCCCUUCGACUACAUGCCUGCCGAGCAAGUCUGCACGGUCGCAAAGAAGGAGCGCUUUUGGAAUCUGGACAAGACAGAAAGCAAGAUUCCCGCCAAUCUCAUGCUCCAGAUCUGGGACAAUGACAAGUUCUCCUUUGAUGAUUAUUUGGGUUCCCUUCAGCUGGAUCUCCAUCGGAUGCCCAAACCGGCCAAGACCGCUGAAAAGUGCUCCCUGGACCAGUUGGACGAUGUCUUCCACCCAGAAUGCUUUGUGUCCCUUUUUGAGCAGAAAUCAGUGAAGGGCUGGUGGCCCUGCACGGUGGAUCUGGAAGAAAAAAGGACGCUUGCAGGCAAGUUGGAAAUGACUUUGGAAAUUGUUUCCGAGUCAGAACAUGAAGAACGACCUGCUGGGAUGGGCCGUGAUGAACCCAACAUGAACCCCAAGCUGGAGGAUCCAAAGCGGCCAGACACAUCCUUCCUCUGGUUCACGUCCCCGUAUAAAACAAUGAGAUAUAUCAUCUGGCGGAGGUUCAGGUGCUUCAUUAUCCUCUUCAUCAUCCUCUUCAUCCUGCUCCUUUUCCUUGGAAUCUUCAUUUAUGCUUUCCCGAACUAUGCCGCCAUGAAGCUGGUGAGACCCUUCAGCUAGCCCACCUCUGGAGGCGCCCCAGGAGCAGGGCCCCAGCACCCCCAAGACUUUCUCCACCGCUGUCCCGCUCCUCUGUCACCCAACCCCAGCUCGUCCAGGCAGUGGGAGCUGUCUCCAGCUCAAGGAAUGGGCGGGAGGGAAUCUGGUGCCCCAGGAUCCCCAAAGCCGGGAAGCUCCUCCUGUCUCAAACACUCCUCCCUUGGACUUUUGGGACAACAUGGAGUUUAAGUGGCCAUGACUGCUAUUCUGGGAGGGAUGUGUGAGGAUCCAGCUGGGUGGUUUCUGGGUGUGAGCCUGAUCUUCCAGGAGAGGGUCCUUGAGGGAGAGCGUGCGGGCGGGGGGGGGGGGGGGGGGGG